Molecule: messenger RNA, 5231 nt
Organism: Melitaea cinxia (Glanville fritillary)
Lineage: Eukaryota; Metazoa; Arthropoda; Insecta; Lepidoptera; Nymphalidae
Product: phospholipid-transporting ATPase ABCA3-like
Exons: 30
Coding region: 7-5097 (1696 amino acids)
Biological process (GO): lipid transport; transmembrane transport
Cellular component (GO): intracellular membrane-bounded organelle; membrane
Molecular function (GO): ATP hydrolysis activity; lipid carrier activity; ATP binding
Source: RefSeq, a predicted model, not a curated record
CACAAAAUGUCUUCUUUUGAGAAAUUAAAAUUAUUAAUUUGGAAAAAUUUUCUCUUACAACGAAGGCACAAAUGGCAAACACUUUUUGAAAUAGCUUCACCUGUGAUAUUUUCUUUAUUUUUAAUAUUAAUAAGAUGCCUUGUCGAUCCGCAAUCGAAGCCAGAUAUUUCCUAUCCACCUUUUCUCCCGACAUAUUUCAAUAUAAGUGGAAGACAGUUAGGAAACUUAACAUCAGCGAAGAGGGAAGGAACUUUGGCAUUUUCACCAGAAAAUCCACUUACAAGGAAGGUCACAGAAGAUGCCAUGGCCACAGUAGCUUUAGAUAAUUUAAAUGGAUUUAUUGCACUCCUCUUUGACCCAAAAAUGCUUCCCGAACCUAAAGGAUAUAAUGAUUCAAAAGCACUAGAAGCUGCACUCAUACAGCCAAAUGUUAUGAAUCGCAUCCUUGUUGGCAUUCAGUUUGAUGAUUGUAUGGCUAAUGCCACUGAAUGGCCUGAUGAUAUAAAAGUGACCUUAAGGUUUCCUGCAGUCAUGAGAACACCAAUGUUAGAACAUCCCAUACGAAUAAGCUGGAGAACGAAUUUACUGUUUCCUCUGUUCCCUCAACCUGGUCCUCGUGAGCCGAAUGACAUGUAUGGCGGCAAAAUGCCAGGCUAUUCACCGGAGAUGUUCCUAGCUGUCCAACAUGCUGUGUCACAGGAGAUUAUAAAACAAAAAACAGGAAAGCCUAUAAACACGAAAGUAUAUCUCCAACGUCUGCCUCAGCUCUCGUAUCGACGAGACGAUUUACUCGUCGCUAUGGAGAGAUUUAUAUCGAUGAUUCUGAUGAUGUGCUUCGCCUACACUUUCGUUAACACCGUCCGAGUUGUCACUGCCGAAAAGGAAAUGCAGUUAAAGGAAACUAUGACGAUAAUGGGACUGCCAUCAUGGCUGCACUGGCUGGCGUGGUUCAUUAAACAAUUCUCGUUCCUGUUAAUAUCUGUUAUGCUCAUGGUGAUAUUAUUUAAGAUUCCUUUUAAUUCGACCGAAGAUGGGGAAGGAUAUGCUGUGCUCACUUUUACACCGUGGUCGGUUUUAUUUUUCUUUUUGACGCUCUUCGUGAUAGCUUCGCUGUCUUUCUGCUUCAUGGUCAGCGUAUUCUUCACAAGAGCGAAUACCGCCGCGUCAUUCAUGGGUCUUGCGUGGUUUUCAACGUAUGCGGCGUUUAUGCUGACUCAGAUGCUGUAUGAGGAUAUCAGUCUAACUACGAAACUACUGCUCAGUUUGAUAUCGAACUCGGCUAUAGGAUAUGCGCUGCAAAUGCUUAUCAUAUGCGAGGGCACGUCUAAAGGCUUACAAUGGAAUCAAUUUUUCACACCAGUCUCCUAUCACGACCAGUUCCAGCCAGGACAUGUUGCAUUAAUGUUGGUUUUAGACUCUAUAUUAUACAUGUUAAUCGCUAUGUACGUUGAAAAAAUUCGUCCAGGGUUGUACGGCGUGCCUUUACCUUGGUAUUUUCCAUUUACGAAAAGUUUUUGGUGUCCCGACAAAAAGAAAGUAGCUGCGUUAACUAGUAAAGAUGGGGUCGACCAAGAAUAUAAGAACGCUUUGCUUAAAGUUGUGCACGACGAAGAACCUAAGGGAGUGCCAGUGGGAAUCAAUAUAGAAAAUCUAACGAAAGUAUUUAGAGGUCGAAAGAGAGCCGUAGAUAAUUUGAAUUUGAGAAUGUACGAAAAUGAAAUAACCGUGCUACUCGGUCACAACGGUGCUGGCAAAACGACAACUAUAUCAAUGUUAACAGGAAUGGUACCUCCGACAUCCGGCAUGGCGACUAUAAACGGAUACGACAUCGUGACGGAGACGGAGCAGGCACGCAAAUCCAUCGGGAUCUGUCCGCAACACAACGUCCUAUUUCCGGACCUAACAGUCGCCGAGCACAUCAUAUUCUAUUCUAGGUUAAAAGGUGUCGACCAAUCGAAGAUCGCCGAAGAGGUCGAUCACUUUGUCAAACUUUUGGAACUUCAAGAAAAGCGGGACGUGGUGUCGAAGCACCUGUCGGGCGGGCAGAAGCGGCGCCUGGCGGUGGGCGCGGCCAUGUGCGGCGCGUCGCGCGUGGUGCUGCUGGACGAGCCCACGUCCGGCCUCGACCCCGCCGCGCGCCGCGCGCUCUGGGACCUGCUGCAGCGGGAGAAGAGAGGCCGUACCAUGAUUUUAACGACUCACUUCAUGGACGAAGCAGACGUUUUGGGCGAUCGUAUUGCGAUCAUGUCCGGAGGUCGCCUGCAAUGCGUCGGGACUCCGUACUUCUUGAAAAAGCAUUAUGGAAUCGGCUACAAAAUGACCAUUGUCAAGGCGGAUAACUGCAACGUUGGUGAAAUUACACGAUUCUUCAAAUCAUACGUCCCUGAAGUUAAGGAGAAUACUAAUAUAGGUUCAGAAUUAACGUACAUCUUACCAAACGAUCAAGUCAGUAAAUUUCCCGAUAUGCUCAAAAAAUUUGAGGAGGAAAAAGAAAAUUUAAAGGUUUCCAGUUACGGCUUAUCUGUGACAAGUCUCGAAGAAGUAUUUAUGAAGGCUGGUACAGAAGACAAUGAAAUGGUAUCCAAAAAAAAUAAUUAUACAAAUUCAUGUAAUGACUCCGCCGUGGUUCCAGUGGAUUUACACUGUAAUAAAAUGUUGGCUAAUGGGCCUAUAGAAAAGGUACGAGGCUGGAAACUUCUGAAAAACCAUAUAAAAGCCAUGUUCCUAAAGCUAGCAUACAAUACAAUGAGGAAUAAACUUGCAGCUUUUAUACAGAUAAUAACGCCUAUCAUAAACAUUACAAUAUCAGUCUGCAUAGCCAGAUCUUGGAAAUUUAUGUCUCAGUUACCGCCGUUGGAACUUAGUUUAAAGAGUGGUUUUAGGAGAACGGAAACCCUAAUAUCUGAAGUGGCCAAUCUUACCGAAAAUAGUAUAGAAAAGAAAGCAAUGAUUGCUUACAAAGAUUAUUUUAAAAACGCAUCGGAUCCAUCCAUGGUGCUCACCGACUUGGGAAGAUUGGAUCUAGCAAAGUUUUACUUAAAAUUGAGCGGCAGCGCGCCGGCGCGGACGCGCUACGAGGCGCUGGUGGGCGCCACGUUCGCGCCGGGCCGCGUGACGGCGUGGUUCAGCAACUACGGCUACCACGACGCGGCCGUGGCGCUGGCGCUCGCCGACGACGCGCUGCUGCGCGCGCGCGCGCCCCGCGCCGCGCUGCGCGUCGUCAACCACCCGCUGCCCUACUCCAUCGAGAACCUGGUUAAAGUAAUGGCCAGCGGUAGCAGUAUGGGCUUUCAAUUCGCAUUCAACAUUGGAUUCUGUAUGGCGUUCGUUACAUCUUUCCUCGUAUUAUUUGCUAUCAAGGAGCGCACGAGUGGUGCGAAGCUCCUCCAACGCGUGUCGGGGGUCCGCCCCGCGACACUGUGGACUACUGCACUCAUAUGGGAUUGGCUCUGGCUGUUGAUAGUCUUUUUAGCUAUCAUUUGCACACUCGCAUUUUUUCAAGAGAAUACUUUGGCCACGCCCGAGGAACUAGGAAGGGUACUUCUGGUGUUGGUUAUAUUUGCGUUUGCAAUGAUACCUCUUCACUACUUGGCUUCGUUUUAUUUCGAAGCAGCAGCUACAGGAUUUUCAAAAAUGUGUUUCAUUAAUAUAUUUGCUGGUUGCAUGCCGUUUUUGAUAACAGAAGUUCUCAGAUUACCUGAAGUUGGCAAUCCAUACUAUGCGCACAUCUUGGAUUGGGUGUUUUCGCCACUACCCAUCUACUGUAUCAGCAGGAGUUUCAGGGACAUGAGCGUGUCGUCGUUCUCGCUGCUGGCGUGCGAGGCGCUGUGCGCGCAGUUCGCCGGCCUGCCCGACUGCACGCGCCACACCGUCUGCCACCAGCUCAACGUGUCGGUUUGCUGUCUCGACGAUGAUCCCUUCUUGAGAUGGAGUGAGCCUGGGAUCGGCCGAUAUUUAUUCACUAUGAGUCUCGUCGGACUGGUCACGUUCACGAUUUUGUUAUUAAAGGAGUACGAAGUUUUUAAUAAGGUACAAAUAAAAAUAUAUACUGCUGCGAAUGACGGGGAAGAGGACGACGACGUGGCGGCCGAGAGGCUCGCGGUACAGGCCAUGACUCGAACCGAACUCGCGACACAUAGCCUCGUGUGCCGCGACCUCACUAAAUACUACGGGGAUUUUCUCGCUGUCAACAGGCUCACCUUUGCGGUCCGCCAGGGCGAGUGCUUCGGGCUGCUGGGCAUCAACGGCGCCGGCAAGACGAGCACGUUCCGCAUGCUGGCGGGCGACGCGCGGCCCAGCGCCGGCGACGCGCGCGUGCUCGGCCGCUCCGUGCGCGCCGCCGUGCGCGCCGUGCACCGCCUCAUCGGUUAUUGCCCACAAUUUGACGCACUUAUAGAAAAUUUAACCGCUCGGGAGACACUUAAAAUAUUUUGUCUACUCCGCGGUAUUCCGGUGCAAGUGGGGUCAGCGCGAGCGCUACAGUUAGCUGAAAUGCUUGGAUUUAUCAAGCAUUACGACAAAAAAGUACAUGAAUGUAGCGGAGGAACUAAACGGAAAAUCAGCACUGCGUUAGCAUUUUUAGGCGAUUCGCCUUUAGUGUUUCUUGAUGAACCUACCACAGGUAUGGACCCGGCGUCGAAGCGGCUUGUAUGGGCGUGCGUGAGCGCGGCGGUGGCCGGCGGCCGCAGCGUGGUGCUCACGUCGCACAGCAUGGAGGAGUGCGAGGCGCUGUGCUCGCGCCUCACCGUCAUGGUCAACGGCCGCCUCUACUGCCUCGGCCCGCUGCAGCACCUCAAGAACAAGUUCUCGCAAGGAUAUACUUUAAUAGUGAAAUGUAAAGCUGGACCAGACAGAGACUCAACUGUAACAAGAAUAAAUCAAUACGUCCUUGAAAACUUUAGAGAUGCUAAACUCAUAGAAUCAUACUUGGGUAUUAGUACGUAUUAUCUGAACGAUCAAGGCUUACCGUGGUGGCGAGUAUUUCAUUUAAUGGAAGAGGCUCGCACGCUGUAUGCCAUCGAAGAUUAUUCGGUAUCUCAAACAACACUCGAACAAGUUUUUCUGCGCUUUACAAGAAUUCAAGGCCAAGUGGAUUGAAGUUUAGAUCUUAUAUAGGUACAUAUAUUAUUGUCGGAGGUAGUGAAGAUCGUGUAAAUGCAAAAGCCAAACGAUCUGUGAACACAAGAUGACCCUUAUCAAAAUACAACCUUAUUUGAAUAUAUACUAGUUAA